AUGUUUUUGUUUGUUCAGCUUUUGGGUGCCUCAAUCUUAGAAAACCUGGUGCUUGACGGUAAAAUACACGAAGCGUACGAGAACAUCUCGCAGGCAAGUGAUCCAUCCGAUCUUAUCUACGUUUACUUCUUGAAACUCCUGCACCGGGAGGAGGAUGCAAAUUUUUAUCUGAUGGCAGCCGAGAACUACUCCCCGUUCUUUCAGCACAUUUAUGCACACAAAGCAUUUUUCAACUUUGAAAUAGCAGCACCUGUUUCUGAGCUUGCGGGUGUUUAUUCAAAGGUGGCGAAGGGCAUUGUAACGAAGUACCUGACGAACCGUUUUCAGUUCCGUGACAAGAUGAAGUUUGAGAAGAUACAGGACAUACCACCGGUAAAUUAUCUGAUCAACUUGAUCACCAGCGGGGACAAGAAAGCUGAGGAGACAUACAUAAACCUGGUGCUUGCCGGGCAGAUUGACCCGAGAAACGAAAUACAAAAUUUGAAGAGGCUGUGCGAGACGGGCAAUGCAAAGGCGAUGACCAUUCUUGGCAAUCUCUACCUCGAGGGAUACGGUGUGCAAAAAUGCCUGAGCACGGCGAUGCAUUAUUUCAGGCAGGGUGCUGCCAACGGCGAUCCGCUCUCCUACAACGGCCUGGGGAAGAUUUUCAUGAAGGAGGGCCACAAGGAUCUGAAUCUUGCUAAGAAGUACUUCGAGGAGGCGGCAUCUCGGGGAAGUGCCGAGGGCGACUACAAUCUUUUCAUGUUCGUACGCAACAUUUACAAAAUUGAGGACAUGGGUCUCUCCUAUCUUCUCCGUUCGGUAAAGCGUUCCUACAUGCCGGCGCUGUUCUCGUACGCCAAGCGUCUUCUGACCAAUGGAGAGACCGCUGCUGCGGUCUCUCACAUGGUGCCUAUCUGUGACUUUGACGAGUGCAUUGUUGAGCUGCAGAACCGUGCACAGAAGGACUACCAGGAUGGACAGUAUGUACCAUGCCUGUAUAAGCUGCUCUUCCUGUGCGAAACAGGCAGUCUCAACAGCAUGAGUAAUCUCCUCUACCUUCUUAAGACACGCAAGGAUCUUGUGCCUGAACAGGACACGCUAUUCCACACAUAUUGCAGCAAACUUGCACAGAUGGGCCAAGUACACCACCUCGUAGAUCUUGCAGACACGUACUUCUACGGCAAGGGCACCGAGCAAUCGUACACCAAGGCGUUCUCCUUCUACUACUCUGCCAUGCUCUACAAAUCCGCACGUGGCAGUUACGCACUCUCAUACAUGUACGAAAACGGGCUGGGCUGCACGAGGAGUAUCACUGAUGCGAUGAGCAUGCUGUACAAGGCGUACGCCUACGAUGAGAACACGUACCUGUUGGUGUGGUACACGAUGAUAAAAAUAUAUUUGGUCGUUAUGACCAGGAUAGCGUACUCCGUGCGGUGGCUCAUCGGGUGUGCAUUAGGCGCGCUGCUUGGAUACCUUUUCAUUUUUAAGCGUAGGAUGCAUAAAUAAAGAUUGUGAGUUUGGUA
Messenger RNA from Vavraia culicis subsp. floridensis, 1505 nucleotides. RefSeq lists its product as uncharacterized. The coding region runs from base 1 to 1488 and encodes 495 amino acids. NCBI's taxonomy places the organism in Eukaryota, Fungi, Microsporidia, Pleistophoridae. The transcript has a single exon. Gene Ontology annotation, molecular function: protein binding. The record is from RefSeq and is a predicted model, not a curated record.